AUGGCUCUUCCAGUUGAUGGCAAUUCUCCUCCCAAGACCUUGACGGUUUCCUACGACGACCAGCGUCGCACCCAACUCUUUCUCACAGAUCAAAUUCCAACAUGGUUUGCUGUUGCAGGUUAUGUUGCUAUUGCUGCUGUCUCUACUGCUACUCUUCCACACAUCUUUCCCCAACUGAAGUGGUACUAUAUAUUGGUCAUCUAUGCUUGUGCACCAACUUUAGCAUUCUGUAAUGCUUACGGAUGCGGACUAACAGAUUGGUCCCUCGCAUCCACCUAUGGAAAACUUGCCAUUUUCACGAUUGGGGCAUGGGCCGGAGCCGCACAUGGUGGAGUUUUAGCAGGGCUAGCAUCAUGUGGAGUCAUGAUGAACAUUGUCUCAACAGCAUCUGAUCUGAUGCAAGAUUUCAAGACAGGCUACCUAACCCUGGCUUCACCUAGAUCCAUGUUUAUCAGCCAAGUCAUUGGCACAGCAAUGGGUUGUGUAAUCUCUCCGUGUGUCUUUUGGCUCUUCUACAAGGCUUUUGAUGACCUUGGCCUUCCUGGAAGUCAAUAUCCUGCUCCUUUCGCUAUUGUGUACCGUAAUAUGGCUAUAUUGGGGGUAGAGGGUUUUUCAACUCUGCCAAAGAAUUGCCUUAAGCUUUGUUACAUCUUCUUCUGUGGAGCUAUCCUCAUAAACAUAUUCAAGGAUGUAAUGGAGAAAAAAAGCAACAAGUUCGCAAAGUUCAUUCCUCUUCCAAUGGCUAUGGCCAUACCUUUCUAUAUCGGGCCAUAUUUUGCCAUUGAUAUGUGUGUUGGAAGCCUGAUUUUGUUCGUUUGGGGAAAGAUAAACAAGGCCAAGGCAGAUGCUUUUGCACCAGCUGUAGCUUCUGGUUUAAUUUGUGGAGAUGGAAUAUGGACUUUGCCCAGCUCAAUACUUGCUCUUGCAGGGGUUAAAGCACCAAUUUGUAUGAGGUUCUUCUCUAGGUCAACUAAUACCAGGAUAGAUAACUGGUUAGGAUCCUAG
This is a messenger RNA of Dovyalis caffra, 1005 nucleotides long. NCBI's taxonomy places the organism in Eukaryota, Viridiplantae, Streptophyta, Magnoliopsida, Malpighiales, Salicaceae. The record is from the annotation of a GenBank genome assembly.